Molecule: messenger RNA, 4472 nt
Organism: Vicugna pacos (alpaca)
Lineage: Eukaryota; Metazoa; Chordata; Mammalia; Artiodactyla; Camelidae
Source: RefSeq, a predicted model, not a curated record
UUUUCAGGUGUUAAGAAAUACAUCUAAAGUGUGGAUUUUUAACCAAAAACGUUAAAUUUUCACAUCAGAGCCACCGACACGGGGUCAGACUUGAAAUAGGGUGAAAUACUGAUGAUGGGGGUGAAAAAGGAGAUAGGAGGGCAGGCUGCUAACGUGUCAGGGCAGAUCUCUCACGUGGAACUGGCUUCUGGUCUCCCUUCCCAGCAGAAAAUUAAGGCAGAUGACAUGCCCCGUUUCUAUGGAGACAUCUGUGAUGCUGUACGCUGCUCCCAGGAUCCCUUAGGACAGGGAGCUCUGGGAAUUGCUCUUCUCUCGGCCCGUGCUUGGGCCUGCAGGUUCAUGCUUGGGGCCGAGUUCCCCACGACACCCAGGUCCGGAGGCCCAGAGGAUCAGUCCAAGUCAUCAUUCAGGUGGCAAACCUUGGCCAUUUGGUCCCACGCUCCCAAUGUUACCUGUCAGAGCCAGCAUGCCAAAGAAGAAAAGUAUGGUGCCCAACUUGAUGGAGAAGAGCCUGAUGGUCCUCCAGAGAGUGGCCAGCCGGGAAGACCAGACCCCGGAACGGAAACUUCACCGCAAGCAGCACGCCAUCAGCAGGUCGGCCCAGGCUGUCGGCUGCUGCUGCAGGAGGACGGUACGGGGUCUCGGGAGGAGGGGCGGCCCGGGCACACAGCUCGCGUGGACAGGACCUGCUUCCCCUGUGGAUGAAAGGCCUCGAGGGAGGUGGGCCAAGAGAGUGGUCCAAAAAUGUCCGAGUGAUGAUGACGACCGGCAGAUCCGGGAGGGCAAAGACAGGAGAGGCCUCCUCCAGGGUCUUUUGUCCCCUGGCGGCCUCAUCUUCCCACCUCCCCAGGGCGAUUACAACCACGAUGCCAGCCUGGAGGACAGUGGCUUUGCAUCUGAAGUGGAGGAGCUUUGGAGAAAGUUUCUCAUGCGUCCCAGCUGCCCCCAGUUCAGCAACAGGUCCACGUCCAUGACCCACUACGGUAAGAGCCGCCAACGGUGCCCCGCGUGGAGACCGCCUCCCACCCCACCCCGUCGGAGUCGGGGGCCCGCGCUGGGCCCUGGUGCAGGGCAGCCCAAGGGUGGUGGCCGGAUGGGACGUGCGCGGUGGCUGCGGCUGCUGCUUCUGAGCCUCGCUCUGCGGAAGCGGGGCCGGAACCGGCAGCUGCGACCAGGAUUCCAAGAGUUGGGGUGGGGGAGGGAGAAGUUUGAAGACCCUGGAAGCUUCAGGAAAGAGGCCCCCGGGACCAAAGGCAGCUUGCUGGGGACCGGGCCCUGUGAGGGGCCUCAGCAGCCCUUGAGCGCAGCCCACGUCGCUCUGACCCUGAAGGAGUGGCUCUGGGAGGGCGGCCGAGGCGCGCAGCGGUCCCCAGGGGAGCGUCAGUCAGGCCAGGUGUCACCCAGCCCCCGGUGCCGGGCCCUGGGCAGUGCCCGUUGCCCCCACACACAGCGUCACCCUCAGCGGCGGUGGAAUUGCGGCCGAGGGGCUGUAGACAGCAGCUGGGGGCCUGUUCCUGGGUCCCAAGCCGCAGUCAGGCUCAAGCGGGCGCCCCAGCCGCCUUUCCAGGGUCUAAGCUCCCCUUCCUCAGUGCUGGGGCCUCGGAGAGCAGCCAGCACUCCAGGACCAGGAGAGCGGCAGCUUAGCGGCCCCGGGGCCAGCCCUUGGGUGGAGGGCCGCCUGCAGGACUGCGAGGAGGGAAGGCGGGGUCCGUCCCGCCAGGAGGGGACGCAGAGACCACGCUGGCCCGGCCCAGCCACCACACUCGCUCCGCCGGAGGAGCUGUGCUUCGACUCUGAGCCCCGGACGAUGACCGAGGACCUGCUCCCUGGCCAGCAGGGCUUGGACGUGCAGGUGGACGGCCUCCUCCAUCCCUUCAGUAAGAGCGCCUGCGAGUUCAGUUCCCUGCAGAAGAGGAGUGCGCCCCGGGUGCCGAGCCCGGCCUCCAGCCGCCCAGCCCUGGCGCAGAGCGACCUGAGGAGGGGGGUGCCCUGGUACGUCGCUGUCAUCCACGAGAAGGAUCACUGCCUGCUCACGCUCGGGGAGGAAGUCCGGCGCCUCUCCGAGCUGGAGAUGCAGGUUCAGAAGAAAGACCAGGAGAUCCUGGCUCUCCAGGAGGAGAGGGAGGCCUUGAAGAGGCAGCUGAGAUCCCUCCUGAAGGGCACGGGCCAGGAGGCCUUGCUCAGCCAGGGCACCAGGAAGCGGCCCUCGGAGUGCGUGUCAAAGCCGCAGAAGAGGCAGAGCACCGUGAAAACCACGGGGGACGAGGGGGAGCUGGAACCCAGGAGGCAGCCCUGCUUAGCAUCCCCUUUCCGCUCCCAGAUGCAGAAAGAGUUCUCUGUGACCAUGACCGACAGAGGCCAGGUCCCAGAAGGAGGCGGCCUCGAGGAGGAAGAGGGCCUGGAAGGGGAGGCUGAGAGGGCUGUGGACAAGGGAGGGAGGGGCAGUGGGAGCAAGAAGGGGACUCUGCAGGAGAAGGGAGGCGAGGAGGAGGAGGAGGUGGAGGAGGAGGAGGUGGAGGAGGAGGAGGAGGAGGAGGAGAAGAUGAUGGAGGAAGAGGAGUCGGGGGUGGAACUGGAGGAGGAGAAGGAAGUCCAGGAGGACAAGAUUGUCGGCAGGAAGAGAGCUGGCUCCCUGGACGACACCUUUGAGGAGGAGCUGAUGGCCCAGCUGGAGGAGUAUGAGCAGUUGAUACAGGAGUUCCAGUUCCAGCUGGAGAUCACCCGGACCAGAUACUCCCUGGCCACAGGUGCCAUCAAGUCCCUGCAACAACAAGUGGAGCGCCAGGAGUCCCAGCUGCAGGCGGUCAGCACGGAGAACGAGCUGCUGCAGAAGGAGCUGCGGGCGCGGAAGCACCAGCUGCAGGCCAUGUCCGACAAGUUCUCCAGCCUCCGGGAGGACAAGAAGCACCAGGAGAUGAUGGGGCUCAUCGAGAAAGACAACCUCCUUCUCCGACAGCAAGUGUGGGACCUGGAGCGAGAACUCGCCAAGCGGGAGCAGGCCAUCUCGGGCUCGGAGGCCAGGAUCAGCCAGCUGCAGGCCCAGGUGAGCCAGCAGCACGACCACCUGCAGAGGCGGAAGCAGCUGCAGGAGGAGGCGCAGGACAAGAAGGAGCAGAUCCAGCAGGCGGAGCAGCAGGCCCGCGUGGCCCUGGAGAGCGCCCAGGCCCGGCUCGAAAGACUGAGAAACAAGAUCAUCCAGGCUGCCUUUAACGCCGUCGGGGUCAAGUCCUUGGCCACAGAGAUCUCUGACAGUGACAUCCUGGAGGCCCUGCAGAGGAUCAUCUCAGAGAGAAAUGACUACUACAACCAGCUGAAACAGAAGGGUGUCAAAAUGCCCCCCCUGCAGCAGCUGGAGAUCAGAGCCUCGCCCAGCAAGUCCAAGAAGAUAACCUCCAAGUAGCCCCAGCCGGGACCCCCGGCACGGCCAGCCCAGUGGAGGCCAGGACCCAGCCUGGGGGCACGCUGUGUCAACACCCCCCUCCCCGCCCCACCCUCGAGCUGGGAUUCAGAAUUACACCUGCUGUUGGCCAUGCUCUCACCUUGCCCUUCACCAGGACUCACAGCUGGGCUUCGGCUACAUCGACACCCCCCAAUUCCAAAACUCACUCGUUGGGGGUCUGCAUAGCAGCCUGAACCCCGCUUCUUCCUGGGGAGACCCCACACCGAGCAGGGUGCCCUCUGGGGGUCCCAGGUGUAGGAGACUUGGUCUGGGCUCCUAUGCAUUCAGUUCAGGCCCGCAGUGGCCUUUCUGUCCCGCCAGCUGCGCACACCUGCGGCAGCUCCCCUGCAGGGGGGCUUCCAUGGCUGGGCUUCCCCUGACUGGGAUACUGCCUUGCUGGGGCGACCCUAGGAAAGAAGGUGGGUCGGGGUGCAGCACUUCCGUUCCCAUCCAUCGCUCCUAGGAUGAGAACUCCACGAGGACAGCUACGCUUGUCUGUGCGCUUUCCGGCACACAGACACCUGCUGAACGGAGUCCAUCCUCCGCCUCUUCCCUUUGCUGGCCACGCCGACCUGUCCACGCAUCCUUUCAUUCGCGCAGCGCGGGCUCGCGGAGUAAUGCCCGGUGCGUGGCGGUCCAGCCCCGGCUUCUGGCCGCUUAGAGCGAUGACCUGGGCCGAGCUCCACGCAACCCCGGGCGCCCCCGCGAGCCGCCUGGUGUCUCGGUUCUAACCAGGCACGCCGGGACUCCUGAACCCGCUUCUCCGCUGACCCCUGUUCUCGUCGGGGGUCUGGUGGGGGAGGAUGAGUGGGGAGGGGGGCUCGGAGAUCCUAGCUGUGUCCGGGCCCAGGGGACGUGAGCGCUCUGCUGCCCCUGCGGCCCUUACUGCCCCUCACCGCUGCGCCGCGCACCUCCCAGAAGGCCAGGAGCCCGGUCCGCGCUCCCGCUCGCCGCGCCCCCUGCCGCGCGCCCCCCUCCUCCCCACGACUUCACCAGGCUCCUCCCGGGUUUCAGGAGCCCGGCGGCCGCGCGC